Molecule: messenger RNA, 2805 nt
Organism: Oncorhynchus kisutch (coho salmon)
Lineage: Eukaryota; Metazoa; Chordata; Actinopteri; Salmoniformes; Salmonidae
Product: protein FAM177A1
Exons: 5
Coding region: 250-903 (217 amino acids)
Source: RefSeq, a predicted model, not a curated record
GCUAACAACCAGUACAGAUAACAAGCUAGUUUGCUAACAAGACUACAUAGCUAACUAGUUAUCUCGUUUGCUUACAAGACUAGCUGAGUUAGCUAUAGUGUUACUUGCAUGCGAUUUGCUGUGUUCUUGGGGGCGGCACGCAGCGUAGGAGACAGGGCUGCCUGCCGGGCAUCGUUCAGGGCUUAAAUGCCCACAAGCAUGGGUGUGUAGGGCAGACUAAACAUCCGAGAAUACAAAGAAAGAGGCAUCAUGGCCGAAAUAUCUCUGUAUCUCACCAACGUGAAUGUGUCUUUGGGCCAAACGAUGGACGCAGAGAAGAUCCCCAGCACAGGGAAGGACUUUGAGAGUGUCGAGCUGGGAGACCUGGAGAAGGGGGAUCAGAAAGAAGAGAAAGCCCCACGAAGGAUCAUCCAUUUCUCUAGUGGAGAAACCAUGGAAGAAUACAGUACAGACGAGGAGGAGGAGGGGGAGGACAAGGAACCAGAGAAGAAGGACCUACUGUCCCCCCCUGUCGAUGCGGUGAGGAACAAGCUGACCUGGGGCCCAUACUUCUGGUUCCAUAUGUGGAGAGCAGCUACCUCCACUGUUUCAGCUUGUGACUACCUCGGGGAGAGGAUGGCCUCGCUCUUUGGAAUCACAUCGGCCAAAUACCAGUACGCCAUCGACGAGUAUUACAGGAUGAGGAAAGAGAAGGAGGAGGAAGAUGAGGACAACCGGUUAUCAGAGGAGGCGGAGCAAUACUUUGUCGAGAAUCAGGACGAGGAGAUCCAUGGACCAAUGACGGAUCAGCCAGAGGGAACCGCUACCACCCCCCACUCCACGGACACCUAUCAGGUUGAGAAAGAGGCCAAGGCCACGCCUAAUGCCAUCAGGGUCCCAGCCAUUGUCACGACAACAACCUAACUAACUUCUGGAGAGAUGAUUAUGUGUUGUCCAUGUUUGUUUUGUUUUAAUUUGUCAAGGGGGUGGAGGCGCUCUGGGGUCUGUCUCUCUGAUAGUGCUGAACGAUUAACAGAAAUUUUGUGUGCACAUUGCACAGUUUCUCUAGAGAUAAAUCAGAUCCAGACUGAACUGUGUGAUGUAGUACGGCGUUGUAGUUUCCAACAGGCCAAUAUUCUACAUAGUUUAGCGUGUAAAAUGUGGUAAUUAACUAUAAUACCCAUAAUCCAUUGCGCAUCUACUUGUUCAGUCUGUUUCUUUUACUGCUUCUAUGGAAGAGAGAAGAAUGCGAGAUUGUGAGGUGAUCUAGAGAGCAGCUGUUGCUUUGCGGUGUAUCUACCUGAAAAUACAUGAUCUAAGUGAUUUGAUAUUGGUAGGAAUACAUUUUAAGAACUACAUUAUUAAAUAGUGAUUUUGUCAAGCAGCAGCUCUAUAGAUAUGACUUGGAAUUGAAUAUAAAUGAAUCAAAUAAAACAAAUGUAAUAUACACAACUGAAAUAUUUGAUUAAAGUCAUGUGAAUAAAUGAUGGUUAAUAAGUAUAAUGGGCCGUCACUACCAUCAUGGUACUUUUAUUAAUAGUUGUAUUCUGUGUUACAGCAUUCAACCCACAUAAUGCAUAUUGCAUUUAAAGUUUGCAAAAAUUAUUGAAACCGAAAUUGAAAACCAUGAUUAUUUUUGAAUGAUCGAACCGAAACAGAACCGACCUCAUAACACUAAUCGCUCAGCACUACUCUCUGAGCUCACAUUUGGUUGUGGAUAUGAAGGAGCCAUCUAUAAACCUGGGAGCCAGACCUGCUACUGCUUUAGCCCACGCUUCUGUCAUGUCAUUAAUACCAGACUACAAAGAACUAUGACAACAAACCGUGAAGGACGAUGACAGAGUAGCGACAAAGAAGUUAGUCGGUUGAAGCAGAAGCUGAUCCGACUACCAGGCCUAGCCUUCAGUGAUCCGACUACCAGGCCUAGCCUUCAGUGAUCCGACUACCAGGCCUAGCCUUCAGUGAUCCGACUACCAGGCCUAGCCUUCAGUGAUCCGACUACCAGGCCUAGCCUUCAGUGAUCCGACUACCAGGGCUAGCCUUCAGUGAUCUGACUACCAGGCCUAGCCUUCAGUGGUCUGACUACCAGGCCUAGCCUUCAGUGAUCUGACUACCAGGGCUAGCCUUCAGUGAUCCAACUACCAUGCCUAGCCUUCAGUGAUCCGACUACCAGGGCUAGCCUUCAGUGGGCAGUGCCACUGUCCUUUCUGUAGUCCUAUAGUACAGGCACAGUGUGGUACGGUAGUAGUACUGUGUCGUUUAACUAUGUGUCUCCAGUGGCCUUACCCCUAACUGGAGGCUGGUCCUAACAUUCCAACCUCGUGUCUAUCUAUCUGGUGCCUCUGAAGGGCUGUGUUUUUUUAACCUAAACCACAGAGCCAAGUAGUAGCCUAAACCUUAAUGCACUCGAACACAGGAAGCCUUCCUCCUUUAUACACUACUACUAGCAUGCCACUCACUUUGUUUUAAUUUCGACAACGUUUGUUUAAAUACGUUGUUGAGCACUGAUCUAAACAUGGUGUGUUGUUUCCCUGUGUAGCAUUACUGGCUUGUGGUCACUUGGUGACUUGUAAUUUGGAACAUCUUUUCAGGCUGUUGGUGUAGCUGAGAUUUUGUAAAGGCAGUAUAAUCUGUCAUAUUUGUUUUUACUAGUCCAUUGGCCUAAUGCACAGUUGCCCUUGUUGUAAAGGAACUUUAUGUUAAACUUUUAUUUUGAUAUUCACAUAUUUAUUAUUAUUUUUGUAUUUUCUGAGCACUUUUUUACAACGUACUUUAUGUAACAACACCUUGAUAAACUGUUAAUAAAUAUACUUAACUAUGCUUUAA